Messenger RNA from Doryrhamphus excisus (bluestripe pipefish), 2161 nucleotides. It is a transcript of the gene fnta, whose product is annotated as farnesyltransferase, CAAX box, subunit alpha. Gene Ontology annotation, molecular function: CAAX-protein geranylgeranyltransferase activity; protein farnesyltransferase activity. Gene Ontology annotation, biological process: protein farnesylation; protein geranylgeranylation. NCBI's taxonomy places the organism in Eukaryota, Metazoa, Chordata, Actinopteri, Syngnathiformes, Syngnathidae. The record is from RefSeq and is a predicted model, not a curated record. Gene Ontology annotation, cellular component: protein farnesyltransferase complex; CAAX-protein geranylgeranyltransferase complex; cytoplasm.
UCCAGGGUAUCAGGCCCGUGAACCGGAAAUGACGUUCUUCUCUUUCCUCCCUGAGCAUUGACGUGAUAAAUAAGCUAAUACGUUAGCAAUGUCGGGUAUGGAGGAUAUUUCCAACGAUUUUGGAACAUUUAAAGAAGAUGGUGAGUUUAAUGUAUUGGCGGGAGACCAUGUCGACGAUGGCUAUGUCUUGGACCCGACUCGGUACAUGUUUUACAGAGACAGAAAGGAGUGGGCUGACCUGGAGCCUGUUCCUCAGGAUGAUGGACCAAACCCUGUUGUCAAGAUUGCUUAUUCAGAAAAGUUCUCUGAUGUUUUUGAUUAUUUCCGUGCUCUCCUGAAGAAUGAUGAAAAGAGCGAAAGAGCUUUCGCCUUGACGGCAGACGCCAUUGAGUUGAAUGCAGCGAAUUACACAGUGUGGCACUACAGGCGGGUAUUGCUACAAGCUCUGGCGAAGGAUUUGAGGGAGGAAAUGAGGUACAUUACAGCCAUCAUUGAGGAUCAACCGAAAAACUACCAAGUCUGGCAUCACAGGCGUAUCGUGGUAGAGUGGUUGAACGACCCCUCAGAGGAGCUGGAGUUCAUUGCGGACAUCCUCAGCCAAGACGCCAAGAACUACCAUGCCUGGCAACACAGGCAGUGGGUCAUCCAGGAGUACAAACUAUGGGACACGGAGCUGGAGUUUGUAGAGAAUCUCUUGGAGGAAGAUGUGAGGAAUAAUUCUGCCUGGAACCAGAGGCAUUUUGUCAUCUCGCUCACGACAGGCUUCUCCGAUCAGGCCGUGCUGGAGAGAGAGAUUGAGUACUGUUUGACCCAGAUCAGAAAGGCCCCCCACAAUGAAAGUGCAUGGAAUUACUUAAAAGGGAUGCUCCAAGACAGAGGUCUGUCGUCCCAGCCCGGCCUGAUGGAAAAAGUCCUGGAACUGAAGGAGACGCGUUGUUCCUCUUACCUUCUAGCCUUUCUCUUUGAUUGCUAUGAAGAUGCUUUGGAGAGCAGCCGCGAAAAGGAGAAUGCGGAGGAAGAACGCACAGAGGCCUUAAAGCAAGCUCUAGAAGUGUGUCAACUUCUAGCCCAGGAGAAGGAUAACAUCCGUAAGGAGUAUUGGCUGUUUUUGGGACGUUCUCUAAAGAGCAAAUAUGGAUUGAGCGGACCUCUAACAUCUGAUGCCGAAACUUCAUCUCCGACGGCUGAGCGGCAGGAAAUGAACUAGACAAGCCAUGCCCACUCCACUACCACAAAACCUGCUUGCUGAACUUGUUAUCACCGUCAACUGCAGUUUUGCGUCUUGUAUAAUAAGAUUCCCACUACAAAGGCUCACAUAGGGAAGGAAAUGACAGCUUAUCUAUACUAUGGCUGUCGAAAACAUAACUUGCUGUAUGAAUAGGUACAAAUCACACACAUUGGGACAAGCUGUUAUGAUGGCAGACAGGCACAGUGGAGCGUCCCCACAGUCACAAGAGUCUGACGCUCUUUUUAUAACUUUCUUCUGACCUCAACGCAUCAACAGCAGUGCAGUUCCAACACCAUGUACAGUAUGCAUCUCCUAAAUGUCAUAACAUUUUUAUUAUGUGUGGUCUAUAUGUGCUCAGAAAUCCUAGACUAGAUGCGCUUAAUUUAAAUGUUAGUUCAGUUCAUAUAUGGUACAUAUAUGUCAAGCAGGAUGGAAAUAAUUUCUGUUUCAUGUCCUACGUUUAUGUAUGUAGUUGAUCACUCUGCUCUCCUUAAAUGAUAGACUUUUAGUUGGUCGAUAUUGCUCACAUGUCAUCAUGUUACAUUGCAAUGCAAGCAACAGGACGUCUUCACUAAAAGCACUCUCAAGUAGCUUAUUUGCGUUUUAAAGCGACUUUGAAACUGAGUCACUAUUAAAUCUUUCAAUAUCACUCUGUGUUUUCAUGUUUAAUAGUGUGGAGGGGGGAUGUAUCCCAUUCACAAUAAGUGGGUAAUAAUUUACACAUACACUAUGUGGGGGGGGGAUACCACCAGUGAACAAUGCUAAUUGAAGAGAGAAGGGGAGCAUCGACAUCCAAAUAGAUGUUUAUGCGGGUACAUCAAUUACUCUUGUUUUUUUGGACGUACAUUACAUCUCAUUUUAUUGUUCUACCUCAGUGAUGCCCAAAGUAUGGGCUGUGGUGAUACUGCAGGCGGGCAAUGAGAGGUCAUUAAA